AACGUGACGAUCAAGACCAAGUACACUUGUGACCUUUGAUACUAUUCAUAUUUCUAUAGUCGCGGGUGCCUUGUUGCCAUGGACACACAAGGCCCGCUGAAAGUACAUAGGAGAGUCAAAUACAAACUAAUCAAACAUUCCUCUGACGUCAUAUACUUUCGUCGUUGUGAUAGUGGCUUUAAACUGAAACUCCCCGUUGUCUAUACAGAGUGAUUGCGGUUUAUAGGCCUAUGUGUGCACGCAACAAACUGUAAUUCGAAAUCGUUGACGUUGUUUAUUUAACGAAAUUAGUAACAAUUUCAUUAGCCGUUGUUGCUAUAGGAGACGUAAAAUUAAUAUAGAUUCCUAUUCCUGAACUUGACAGUGCAAGUUUACACCGCCAAAUUUUGACCGUGUUAAACGUAAAUUGCGUGCGUAAAGAGCGGAAAUGUUAUUGAUUUUAGUUGUGUGACAUCGGUUUUUGAGAAAGUAGGCGUCGAUCACAAAAUCUGUUCUCACUGUGGUUCGCACAAUGUCGAUUUUGAAAAGGAAAAGAUUGGACGACUCGGUCGUUUUGCAAACCAUCAACAUCGAGGAGUCGGCUUUGCUACAAACAAAUCCGUCGUUGCUACAGCAGCAGAUACUCUUAGGACCCGUCAUCGACGAUGGAAAGCACAUACUCGAAAAUUCCCAAAUACAAAUCAUGAACAAUUCGAAUAUUUUAGCAACAGAUCCGGCCGGCCAUUCGAACACGUUCAUAGUUCUACCGCAGAACGGCGAGGGCGGCAGUGACACGCAAACGAUCCUUCAGAGUAUUCCCGUGUAUUUGCUCGUGCCGAGGGAGCAGUCGGUGAAGCAGCCCGACGUUAAUCCGACGGCUAACACGCCGAUCCUAAUAAAGGACGUGAGAACUGUCAAGCACGAGGUGGAGGAGGAGGACGUUCGCAGGUACACCGAAACCAUAUACUUGGACAGCAUGGACGAAGACCCCCUCCUGCCCGAUCCCGACGUGAAAGCGGACGGCGCGAUCAAUCCGAACGACUGGAAACACCGUUCGUUGUACAAGUGCGAUUUCCCCGGUUGCCCUAAGAUGUUUCUGUACCCGCACGACCGUAAGGUCCACAAGGACUCGCACAUUUUCCCCGCGGGUACCGAAUACAAGUGCAGCAUUUGCAAUAUGUCAUUUAAGCAGGCGAUCGAUAGAAAUAAACACGUCGAGUCUCAUUCGAUCCCGAGCACGCACGUUUGCUCGUUCUGUAAGGCCAGCUUUCCGUAUUACACGACUUUAAUACAACACAUAAACAACACGUGUUGCCUUAGCAAGUGCGUCAAGUGUCGAUUUUGCAAUAUACCGUUUGCCAACAGAGAGGACGCACGUCAGCACGAGAUAAAGUUACACAUCAGUUAUAGUAAAGAGAAACUGGCUAGAGCGCGAAGGCCCAUGCGACAUGCACGAACUCCUGUCGAUACGGAUAAUGUAAUUGUGUUAGAUUGAAAUCGGUCAAGUUUGUGCAAAUUGGAAGAUGAAAAAGUGUCAUGUAAUUUUGAGGUUAUGUCGGCACCUUUGAAUCGGCUCGCAAUCGCUUCGAUUGUGCAGCUCCCUUAAAAAUAAGUGUACAAUAACUGUAAGAUUCCGAUUAUGUAGAGUUAAAUAAUGUUUCAGAUGUAUUGACUAAGUUUUGAAUAAAUUGUUAAUUACUGGGUGUCCAGCUCCCAACUAAAAA
Messenger RNA from Photinus pyralis (common eastern firefly), 1703 nucleotides. RefSeq names its product zinc finger protein Helios-like. Gene Ontology annotation, biological process: regulation of transcription by RNA polymerase II. Lineage: Eukaryota; Metazoa; Arthropoda; Insecta; Coleoptera; Lampyridae. The coding region runs from base 512 to 1474 and encodes 320 amino acids. Gene Ontology annotation, cellular component: nucleus. The record is from RefSeq and is a predicted model, not a curated record. The transcript has 2 exons.